This is a messenger RNA of Colletotrichum navitas, 618 nucleotides long. RefSeq names its product hydrophobic surface binding protein A-domain-containing protein. Gene Ontology annotation, cellular component: extracellular region. The record is from RefSeq and is a predicted model, not a curated record. The transcript has a single exon. The annotation marks the transcript as partial. Lineage: Eukaryota; Fungi; Ascomycota; Sordariomycetes; Glomerellales; Glomerellaceae.
AUGCAUCCCCCGCAACUGGUACUUGCUCUCGUCGGCCAGGCGGCCAUCGCCGCGGCCAUGCCCCUCCAGUCCCUCUGGGCUGGCGAGAUGGGCAAGAGGGCGCCCGGCGAUGCCGACGCCAUCGAGAAGGCGCUGACCCCCGUCUCCCAGUCCCUCACGACGCUCGACAACGCCAUCUUGGCUCUGGACGGCGGCCCCGUCUCGGCCAACAACCUCCUCAUCGCCUCCCAGCAGACCCAGACGGUCACCGAACAGGCCACCGCAAAGAUCCAGGGCGCCGGCGACCUCGGCAUUUUCAGGGCGGCCAGGCUCCGCCGGACCACGGACGAUCUCGUCGACCAGACGACGACCACGAUCAACGACUUGGUCUCCCGCAAGCCUAUCCUCGACAACAUGGGCGUCAGCGCCGUCGCCUUGGACUCGCUCCAGAAGCAAAAGGCGUCGACCGUAGCGUUGACUGCCGCGCUGGAGGACAAGGUCCCCAGAAUCGGCCAGAGGAUCGCCGCCGAUAGCCGAUCCAAGAUCGAAUCUGUACUGGACCAGGGCAUCGCCGCCUACUCGGUGCCCGCUCCCGCUGCUGCCCCGGCUCCUCCUGCUGCUGCCGUCCCGGCUCCCCCU